GUAAACAAACUAACACAUGUCGCAAGCAUAUCGAAAUCAUUCGUGAUUUGAGAAGUCAGCGUGAUACGUGUGCCCGUGUUUCCACGUAGCGUGUAAAAAAAUGUAAUCUCUUUAGUCUACAUUUGGAAUCUACUGUAGCGGGGCAGUAACUGUAUACACUUUAUAGCCACACAGUAGUUCUAGAUCUAGACUCAUAUUCGAUUGCGAUGGUUGUUGUAGUUUAGGACAGGUUUUCCGUUUUAGUAAAGUUGAGUUUUUUAAAGUUUACGCUACGCACAGUGAAAGAGUGAAAGAAAGCUGCUCUAACUCUGUGAUCCUGCCCAUCGAUCGAUCCCAAAACUAAACAAGAUUGAUUGAUUUUCACCAUGAGAAAUCCUGAAGAGGCUGGUCCUCCAGAGAAGAAGCCAAAGCUGAUGCACACACAACAAAACCAGGCCCAGCAGUUUGCUUCCCGGGGAAACAGCUUUGAGGAACUGAAAAAUGUCAGAAGGGCGUUGCCCAUUUAUCCAGCCAGGCAGAAGAUCAUUGCGGAGAUCAGAAAAUUCUCAUCUUCAAUUGUCAUUGGUGAAACGGGCAGCGGUAAAACUACACAAUUACCUCAGUAUUUAUUGGAGGCUGGGGUAAAUCAGGGUGCCAUUAUAGCAAUUACACAACCACGCAGAGUCGCAGCUAUAUCAGUGGCACAAAGAGUAGCUCAAGAGAAAAACACGACAGUGGGAAACAUUGUGGGCUACUGUGUCAGGUUUGAGGACGUGACCUCCGCUGCCACAAAGCUGAAGUUUAUGACAGACGGCAUGCUACUGAGAGAGGCCAUCCUGGACCCCACCCUCACCCGCUACUCCAUCAUCAUCCUAGACGAGGCCCACGAGAGGACGAUCAACACAGAUGUUCUCUUUGGUGUAGUCAAGGCUGCCCAGAGGCGGAGACUUAAGACUGGACAGAGGCUGCUUAAGAUAAUUGUCAUGUCAGCUACCAUGGACGUCGACCAUUUCUCAGAAUACUUCAACAAAGCACCUGUUCUGUACCUAGAAGGAAGACAGUAUCCUAUACAGGUGAUGCACACCAAAGAACCCCAGAGUGACUACCUCUUUGCUUCCCUUGUCACACUCUUCCAGAUUCACAAAGAGGCUCCAGCAGGGGAAGAUGUUUUGAUAUUCCUGACUGGUCAAGAAGAAAUUGAAUCAGCUGUGAGAACCAUCACUGACCUGGCCAGGGACCUGAAGGAUGUUCCACAGUUAACGGUCCUGCCGUUGUACGCAGCCCUGCCUUCACAAGUACAGAUCAAAGUGUUUGCCAAAACCCCGCCUGGUCACCGUAAAGUUGUAGUUGCCACCAACAUAGCUGAGACAUCCAUCACCAUUCAUGGAAUCAAAUAUGUCAUUGACAGCGGCAUGGUCAAAGCCAAAGUUUACAACCCUCAUAGUAGCCUUGACCUUCUAAAAGUUGUGACAGCAUCAAAGGCCCAGGUGUUGCAGAGGACUGGCCGUGCAGGUCGCGAGGCACCUGGCUUCUGCUACAGGCUCUUCACAGAACUGGAGUUCCAAAACAUGAGCACAAAUACAAUUCCAGAGAUUCAAAGAUGCAAUUUGGCAAGUGUUGUACUCCAGUUGAUGGCAUUGGGAAUUUCUGAUGUUUCAACUUUUGAUUUCAUGGACAAGCCAGCACCAGAGUCAAUCAACGCUGCACUAGAGGAGCUGGUGCUGCUGGGUGCUCUAGAAAGACAGGCCAACUCAGACAUGUUGAAGUUGACAACACUGGGCAGACAAAUGGCCGCCUUUCCUCUGGAUCCCAGGUUUGCUAAAGUCAUUCUGCUGGCUAAGGAUUUUGAGUGCUUGGAGGAGAUCCUCAGCAUCAUUGCCAUCCUUUCAGUAGAUUCUGUUCUAGUCACCCUGUCUAGUAAGCGUAAAGAAUGUUUAGAAGCCCAUCAGAAGUUCAUGUCUAGUGAUGGGGAUCAUGUGACAUUGUUGAACAUCUACAGGGCCUACAAGUCUGUCAAUGGAAAUAAGAGUUGGUGUUUUGAUAAUUUUGUCAAUGCGCGCAACAUGAACACAGCGCAGGAAGUGAGGAAACAGCUGCGAGAAAUCUGUGAGCGCAACAAGAUGACAUUUUCCUCAUGUGGCAGAGACACGGCAGCCAUAAGAAAGUGUCUUGCAGUUGGAUUUUUCAUGAACGCAGCUGAGCUUUCUAAAGAAGGAGAUUUUUUUACUCUGACCACUAGGACCAAAGUGUCCAUCCAUCCGUCUUCCUCCCUGUUCCAGUGUAAGCCAUCUUGUGUUGUGUACACCGAGCUAGUCAAGACAAGCAAGUGUUACAUGAGGACUUUGAGCGUUGUUGAUCCUGAUUGGCUGUUUGAGGCUGCUCCAAAUUUCUUCAAGAGAAAGAAAGCUCUAGCAGCAGUAUCUUAGCUUUGAUUUCCAGAUUUCUUUUAGUUUAAGUAGCGUGUAGAUCCUGGGGUUGGUCUGUAGCUGUUGCUAGAGUGGAUAAUGCGGGUAUGUAGUUCUAUCCCUUUACUGUUUUCUUCCCAUCUUUCAGUUAAGUGUUUAUUUUUUAAAUUUAAAUUUGUUUUGUUAUAAAGGGUUGGAUAUUAUUUUUUUUAAACUGUAAGAAAACUGGCACAGUUGUUGUUGGUUGUAAAGGACAACAUAUUUAAAGAAAGAUAUUGGAGUGAUCUCUUUGUAUGUGUCACCAUUGCCUUGAAUAAGAAAACAUGAAAUAUAUUGGCCCUUCAUUAGAGAAGUUGUUCUAGGGCAGGUCCAAUCUUGUAUUAAUUGAUGUGGGGGUGUUGUGUUGAAUGUGUGUUUUGGGUUAUUGAGAUUACAAUGUUAUAUGAAUAUAGACAGCUUGAGUGAUUUGUGAGUGGAAUGGAUGAUGGAUUAACUGCACUGUUUGUGUGUUGAGGAUGGCUGUUUUGAUUUAAAAGUCUGUAAGAAAUAAAUUUAAAAAGUUUGUGUGAAGAGUAUUUAACUUUAUUAGAAUAUAUCAAUGCAAUGUGUAAAAUAAGAAUUAGUUCUUGAAAUUUUCUGUUCAUUUUUUUUUGCUCUGUAAUAGAAAAUUAUUGAGUACUUACUAAUUGUAAUUAACUGAGUUAAUGACACUUAAUGUCUUGUUAACAUUUAUCUCUAACUUAUGAACUCUGAUAGAUGAAAUAUUUUUCUGAUGUGUAUAUAUUUAUUUGAUGGCAGAUUAAAGCCACUUGUACAUAGCAUUAAACCUUGUUGCAA
This is a messenger RNA of Physella acuta, 3221 nucleotides long. Its product is annotated as ATP-dependent RNA helicase DHX33. Gene Ontology annotation, molecular function: helicase activity; ATP binding; double-stranded RNA binding. Gene Ontology annotation, cellular component: intracellular anatomical structure; nucleolus. Gene Ontology annotation, biological process: positive regulation of transcription by RNA polymerase I. NCBI's taxonomy places the organism in Eukaryota, Metazoa, Mollusca, Gastropoda, Physidae. The record is from RefSeq and is a predicted model, not a curated record.